UGCUUCCCAGCCCAUGUCUCUAAAAUAAUGGGAUUAUUUCGUUAUUUUUCCAAUUUUCCCCAGGAUUUUAUCCUUUUCACAGUGUUUUCCACCUGAAGUUUUAUUUAUUACCCAAAUCAGCAAUGGAAAGUUCAACUUUCAGUGAGAAAGUCGAGGCAUACUUUUCGGAGUUAGGGCGAUGGAAAGUAUGGCGAAGUAUACUGUUGGGUCAAGUGUUGUCAAUACUUAUGAGUGCGAAGUGUAUUCUGACGACGAUACUGCAGAGCGCGACCUGGCAGUUUCCUACGACGGCCCAGCUUGUUAUUCCUUAUUUAGCGCUUUUUGUUUUAUUCGCCCCUACAUUGCUAUGUAAUGGAGUCACAAAACUAUCCAAGAAAUGGUGUAUAGUGAUAAUCGCAUGCACACUGGAUGUGGAAGCGAGCUGGCUCCUGGUCCUCUCGCAGCGCUUCACGUCCGUCCUGAGCUGACAGCUGCUGGCGUGCUCGGGCGUGGGCGCAGCGCUGGUGGGCGGCGCGUGGCGCGGGCGGCGGCUCGGCGCGGCGCACGUGGCGGGCGCCACGCUCGGCCUCAUGGCUAUCGUGUGCGUGGUGUGGGCUGACGUGGAGGGAGCGCCUACUGAUGGUAAAAACCAACUUGUCGGCGACAUGCUCUGCCUCGCCGGCUCUCUCCUCUUCGCCCUGGUGACCGUUCUUCAAGAGAUGAUGCUCCAAGUCCAAUCCUGCCCCGAAUACUUGGCCCUCCUAGGCCUCAUUGGCAGCAUAGUGUCUUGCACACAAACUUUCUUCCUUGAACUCAGUGACCUGAUUACUUUCAACUGGUACGAGUUAGAAACACUCAUUCAGCUUGGCAGUUACUGCUCUGUGCAGACGAUAUUUCAAAUAUUACAGAGUUUCAUGUUGAGAGAUGCCGGAGCUAUCAUAUUGCAUCUGUCGUUUUUGUCAUCAGAUUAUUAUACUCUAAUUGCUGGGAUGUACAUCUUUCAGUUUAAGUUCCAUGCGUUAUAUUUCCUGUCAUACCUGUUGGCAAUGGUGGGCGUGUUCCUGUUCAGUUCCCGACGGACCACUCCGGGCGAGGCGGUACCGCUACCACAAGUGGUACACGAUGCCGUGCAGUCGCAGGAUAAUGUGUCUAUGGACUACACAGUGCCUAGCCUGGACUGCAUCCCCAUCGAGGGCCUGGAGCCGCCCAUGUCGCGCGACACCACCUUCACGUCCUUCCUCGGAGCCCCCAACGGACACACCCAGCCCUAUACUAACGGGAAGGACGUUUGCUAAACCACCAAGUGCAGCCCUACCAGCCCUUACAGUCCAAUGGAUAAUUGUAACUGCCUACCAAACCCUACAUUAAGACAAGCCCUAUCAGCUCUACGGAAGCCCUAACUGUCGAACGGUAGGCCGUAACAGAGGGCCUGCCGCGAAAAACGAAAAUCGAAUUUUCGACGAAAGAAAUUUCGUUUUUCGCGGUAAGGCUUCAGCUAAUGGAUAGCCCUACCUCUUGUUGACAAGCCUUACUAACUAAAAGACCAACGAAUGCACGUGAAUUAUGUCUCCCAAACCAGUACCAUUUUGUUUAAAUUUUACAAUUAUUAUUCACAACGAUGGGACUUAAUCGCGUAAAAUAUCAAAAUAUAAUAUCGAAAGUAGAAAAAUCGAAUAUUGUGAGUGUGUCGACCCGGUGACAUCCCUAGAGUGCGCAAAACGUUCGAAUUAAUAAACAAGACCAAGUGCGGGUAGUUCGAAAAACUCGCGCACCUAGAAUAUGUGGAUGUCAACUUUAGCCAGUCUUCUCCGAGACCACGGGGACAACGCCGUCCUCGAAACGUUGGAGGUAAAUUUAAAACUUAUUUUACGCGAUUAAGUCCCGUCGUUGUGAAUAAUAAUGAGUAAAAAUCUAGUAAAUUUUACAAUGUUGCAUGCAACGGACAGCUCUACUACAGCUGAACAAUGUGCAUUGUGCAUCAAUUAUGUAUAGUUGGUGUCAGUCAAAGUUGUCAAGGAUAUCAUAGGAAUAAAGCUGUGCGAUAUAUUUGGCUCUGACUGUCACUACUUGUGACGUUUUCAACUAAAAGGUACCAUAUUGUCGCUUGUCCAUACGGUUGAUUUCGAAUUGAAGCUAUAUGGAAAUAGCGCCUUAUUGACAACCGACAAUAAGUACCCUUUUGGUUGAGUUCAAAUAGAAAGGUUUUCUGUUAAAAUACUAAAACAUUCAAGCGGCUUUCCACGACGAUACGUAUUAGGGCUCCUUUAUAACUCUCUACUCUAUAGUAACGACAAACCUAAACCUUGUUACAUUGAAGUAAGGCCUAAUUUCAAAUGAUACAAAUUAUUUGAGACCCGGAUUUCUUACAUUUUGUACCUACAAAAUAAGGGCAAUUUUUUUUUUUCAUUUUGAUUGCUUUAUUAUAAAGCAUGACCAAUCAUAGUGAGUGCUCCGGUUUUGGCCAAGCAUUAGAACAUAUUGUAAUUUGUAGUUAUUAUCAUAAGAUUGAAAUUAGCCAAUAAAGAUACUUUGCCUAAACCGGAUCACUCACUUAAAACAGAACUUGUAUUUUUAUUUCUACAUUAGCGUGUAAGUAAAGAAUUUAUUUGUUGGAAACAAUAAAAUAUUGUUUGCAUUGUAUAUAUAUGUUCUACGAUGUACCUUUAUAAAGUUAUUGAAUGUGAUUUCAAACAAUUGAUUAAAUCGAUUAAAAAACACAGACGUAAACACCACCGCGCAAGUGAUCACGGAAGAAUGAAGUUUCUAUGAAACUAAAACUUUGUUGACGAUACUGACCAACUGUAGCCUGUCUUUGUUCAAUGGUCUCGCAUUGUCAUGUAUUAGAGCAGUGCAGAACCAGUUUUAGGUACUCAAAUUCACACGAAAACCUAUAGUUUGUCCCGGAGCAGGAGACCGGCUGACACGGAUUUAUUCGUCCCUGGCAGCAGCGGGAGAAUGGCAUAUAUGUGCACACUUGUCCAAAAUGGCGUCUGGCACACGAAGAGAUAAGAGAAUUAGAAAAUUAUUUAGUUGCUAGUUAAAAAUAUUUUACAUAGAAAAUAGACAUACGAAGUUUUAAUGCAAUAAUAUGAAUAUUUUAUUAAUAAAAACUGACAUAUGACAGCGUGUGUACUACUACAAAAUCAUGUGAAUUUUCAGACAAAUUGGUACCGUCAAUUUAUUCCUGUAUAACGCACGUUAUACAGAAUGCGUUGAUAUUGUGUAACUAUAAGUACAUACAGUAGAUUCGACAUUUUAAUAGCGCGCGGGGUAUUACACAGGUUUAAGUUUGUAUAAACUGGUAAAAAGUAGGUGUGACUGAAAUUUUCACGUAAUUUAGAACAGUACUCAUCGAAGUUAAUUAAUUAAUUUAAAGGUAACAAUAAAACCUCUCUCUUCUCUCCUUCGUAACAAUAAAACUUUGUCUACACAAUAAGAGGUAUCAAAUAUCCUGCUCAAUAAUUGUAAUUCAAAAAUGAUGAGAAUAAUAUUAACAUGUUCAGUGUACAAAAUCAUUCAACAAUUAACAGUGAUCAUUGUGAUAGUUGCCGUGCGUUAGCGUAAUUAUUUUAACACAUAUAUAACCACUUCAUUAUUACACGAUACACUAUAUUAUCACCAAUUCAUCACAUGUAUAAAUCUAAUAUCGUUACAGCAGAAUUAGUUCUAGUUAUUCUAUAUGGAAUUUUAAUAACAAAACUUCCGUGAGGCACAGACAUUAAAUAUAUUCGGUACGGAGUGAAACAUGUCGAGCGUUUUUCGACUUAAAAUACGUGAGUGACCCGUUAUUAAUAUAUUGAAUAUAUUCUAUAUGGAUAUUAAAAUAAUGUAAAGAAAUAAAAACCGGACAAGUGCGAGUCGGACUCGCCCACCGAGGGUUCCGUACUUUUUAGUAUUUGUUGUUGUAGCGGCAACAGAAAUACAUCAUCUGUGAAAAUUUCAACUGUCUAGCUAUCACUGAGAUACAGCCUGGUGACAGACAGACGGACAGCGGAGUCUUAGUAAUAGGGUCCCGUUUUUACCCUUUGGGUACGGAACUCUAAAAAUCACAUAACUCGUUCGGCCAAUGACAAAAUUCUAGUGCCUGACCGAAAUUUCGGUUUCACUAUAUGUACUUAAUUUUUUUAGCAUUAGAAAAAGGGUAAACAAACUUGAUGUGUCUUUUUUAAUUUUUAACAAACAGGAAGGGUCCCCUAGACCCAUAUAGUGGAAAGAUUUGCUGCUGACUAUAGAUGAGGUCUUGGUGGCUCAAUCGGCAGAGCGCUGCAGUAUCGAUCCAGAGGCCGUGAGUUCAAGUCUCACCCAAGGCAGAAAUGUUUCCACUUUAAAAUUUAUGUGUCUUUUUAUUGAAAAACGCGAUUACAUAAUAGUAACCAUUACAGACCGAAAGAAUGUAAAUAAUCAUAUAUUCUAUAUAAUUGUUACAUAUUAGCUGCAAUAAUCGAAUUUAACCUGUCGUGAGACAUACUAACAUCAAGCUAAUUUAACGGUUUAACUCACGUGUAAAAUUAGCUUAAUGUUUGCUGCAGCCUGGAAAUUAUUUUACAGUAACUACAGAUGGUGAUAGGUACUUUACCGCGCUAGUGCGAUAAUUUGCACAUUACGUAACUAUGUCGAAAACUUAGAGCCAUAUGUACUGUAAAACGUUGUACGAUACAUGUGCGAAUUUCCUAUUUCUCGCACUUUUAUCGUAAUGUACUAUUUCAUAAGUGUUUUCCAAUAAAAAGACACGUCAAGAUCGCUUACCUUUUGUCAAAUGCUAAAAACACGAAGUAUACAUAAUUAUGUAAACCUCAUUGCCCGAAUUACCAAGUCAAGUGUAUAAAGAGGCCCACCCAUUACCAGUUCGCCGGACGAUAUCAGCCUGUCAGUUAAAACAAAAAUUUGACAGUUCUGAACAACUGACGGUCGAUAUCGUCCGGCGGACUGGUAAUGGGUGGGCCCCUUUAUGCUUACAUUAUUCUAAAAUUCAUACAAAAUAGACUAUAGGUGAAAUAGUUUAUUUGCGAAGCUCAUUAUAAUACUAGCACCUCGGCUAGAGGUAUUCGGAGUUCCUUCUGUAGUAAUAUACUUUCGUUAUUUAUAGAUGUGUUUCUAUGUUUUAAACCUAAAUUAACGUGGGGAUAAAUAAGCGAUAUAUUAUUGUGAUUUAUAUAUUAGAAAGUUUAAUUUAGCUGUUAAAUACACAAAAUAUUUGUCUGUACAGUCAAAUGGCGUUAUCAUGAACCUUUGUCAAAUGUAACAAACCCUUGACAAUGUUUGUCCCUAUCCGUCAUUUUGGAGUCAAGAGGUUACUGAGUUUUAUGAAGAAAGGUAUAAUCCCUAGGCAAUUUAACUGCCUGUUUUCGCCUGUCUAGUUUGUAGAUUAUACAUAGAUAUUCCACAAGAAUAACAAAUGCGAUAUAUAUCUAUUACAAUGGUGUAGUACGGUAACUGCCCCAAUUUAACUACCUACGUCGCCAUACUAGGUGUAUAGAAAAGUGGAUACUACUUAUGUUAGGGCACCGACUGCACAUCCAAAGGCAUAAUUAUAUAUAUACAUGCCCAAAGUUUCAAAAAUAUGUGUACGCUCUAACACCUUUAACAAUACAGUCGUGUACACAUAUUUUUGAGCCAUUUGUCUGGAUCGAUAUUUUUGCCUUCGACUGUACUUACGUGUACUAAGGAUUGUAUAUUCUUAAGGCCCAAAGAAAGCCUGUUCUAAUAUAAACUAAUUGAAAUUUUCAAUCAAAGAAAUUCAUCCAGAUUUAUAUAUUUUUUUAUAAUGUAAUUACAUUACAAUUUAUUAAUUUACAAUACAAUACAACACAAUAAAAUAAUAAUCUUCAUAAAAAUACCUAAUACUUAAAAAUACCCACUAUAAACUUAAACAUAAAAAAACUAAAUCUAAACUUACCCAUAAUUAAUACUUACCUAAUUAAAUAGUUUAACUUGUUACUAGGAAUAGAUUAAAAUGUGUUUUGAUAGACUUGUAAUAGGAAAAAAGUUACCUAAUUUCUGUUCAUUCAGACGUAACUUAUGUACACUUGACAUUGUGUACGGUUUCAACUGUAGAUAACUGAAUGUCUACCAAAUUAAACCAGUUUGACAGUACUGGCUUCCCUCGAAUGCGGCU
This is a messenger RNA of Cydia strobilella, 6094 nucleotides long. Its product is annotated as solute carrier family 35 member F1-like. The coding region runs from base 570 to 1274 and encodes 234 amino acids. The transcript is spliced from 6 exons. NCBI's taxonomy places the organism in Eukaryota, Metazoa, Arthropoda, Insecta, Lepidoptera, Tortricidae. The record is from RefSeq and is a predicted model, not a curated record. Gene Ontology annotation, biological process: transmembrane transport. Gene Ontology annotation, molecular function: transmembrane transporter activity. Gene Ontology annotation, cellular component: membrane.